Solanum lycopersicum (tomato) is the source of this 2727-nucleotide messenger RNA. Its product is annotated as U-box domain-containing protein 5-like. Gene Ontology annotation, molecular function: ubiquitin-protein transferase activity. Gene Ontology annotation, biological process: protein ubiquitination. The record is from RefSeq and is a predicted model, not a curated record. Lineage: Eukaryota; Viridiplantae; Streptophyta; Magnoliopsida; Solanales; Solanaceae.
UUUGGCAUUUUGUGUUAGUCUUUUCAAUUGAUUUUUGUACUUUGAAGGGCUUAUUAAAGGCUGAGCUGAAUGUGUUAUAUAGCAAAAUGCAAGUAAAUGUGUUUCUUGUUUGUGGGGUUUCUCUUCUUGCGCAUGUGUUUCUUGAUUCUGGGGUUUCUGUUCUUGCCCACCAAGUGAAUGAUGAAAUGACUUGUAUAAAAUUUGAACUUUGAGCAAAAAAAUUGGAUCUUUUUAAGUAGAGAUAUCUUUCUUUUAACCCCAUGUUCUGAAAUGUGAAAUUUGGCUCAGUUUUGAAUAAACUGCUGAAACUGUGUUGAAGGGGGUUUUGUAUUUUUCUCUUCUGGAGUGAGAAUUCUUGAAAUUUUUUGUCAGCUUAGUUCUUGAAAUCAUCAUGUGGAGUGGUUCUUCUGAAGUAAGUGAGACGCCGCAGUCUUAUCGUGCUAUUAAGGUGCAUUAUCUAAUGUGCAUGAAGCUAUUUCAGUUUAUAACUAGAGUUUCAGUAUUACUUCCUGAAAUUGAAGCAGCCCGUCCUGGAUGCUCUUCUGGAAGAGAGGCACUUUGCCGGUUGAACAUUGAAAUUGACAUAGCCAAGACGCUGUGUCAGCGUUGCACUGAAUCUAGUAAACUGUACUUGGCGCUAACAGGAGAUUCCAUACUUUCAAGAUGUGAGAAAUCAAGAAACUUGUUUAAGCAAAGCUUAAGCCAGGUGCAAAAUCAGGUUCCAGUAGCGCUGGCUGCGGAGAUUUCACAACUGAUCGCUGAACUGAGUGGUGUGGUAUUCAGCUUGGACCCAUCUGAAGAGGAGGCAGGGAAGGUUCUAAAGGAAUUACUUAGCCGAUAUGCAAAUACAACAGAUUCAGCUGAAGAACAUGCCUUUGAGGCAAUUCAAGUUGCUAUGUCGAAGCUUCAUAUCACAUCUCUAAAAGCUCUUUCAAUUGAGAAAGGAUCUAUAAAAAAACUUCUGGAGAGAGUUGGUGAGAGUGAGACAUCAAAAAGGAGGAUCUUAUCGAUAUUUCUGAAGCUCCUUAAUAAGCAUGGAAAAUCAAUUGUGACAGAGCAAACAGAGAAUGGCUCUCUUCAGCAGGAAGACUCUUACCAAUGUGAAGCAAACUCUCGUUUGGGAUGUCGACUUGAUGAUGCUGAAAUGGACGUUCUGAGGAGCUCUCUACCUCCGGAUGAGUUUAAAUGUCCUUUGUCUUUGAGAUUGAUGUAUGAGCCCGUUGUAAUUGCAUCUGGACGAACAUAUGAAAGAUUUCAGAUACUGAAAUGGUUUGCUGAAGGUAAUGAUACAUGUCCAACAACGAGAAGAAAAUUGGCUAACUUAUCUUUGACUCCGAAUCACACAAUGAAGGACCUAAUAUCAAGGUGGAGUGCAACACAUGGACUUAGCAUUCCCGACCCCAGCAUGGAGGCUGCAGGGGCUCACUUGUUGAAAUCUCGUUGUAGUUCGAUCGCUAGCUUGAGCAGCUCAAUGAAUAAUCUACUUCUUCCCAGCUUCAGCAAUUUAUCUCCUGAAUCUUCAGAUGCAGGUCAAGUGUCCUAUGCUAAGAAACUAUGCAACUUCGAUGCGAUAUCAGAGGAAAGCAAUGACAGUAUUCACAAAGUUCAAUUUCAAGAUAUGGACCUGAAUCCUUUAACCAGGCUCAGUUCACUUUCUUGGGGGUCACAAUGCAUCUUGGUCAGAAAAAUUAGUAACAUUUUCAAAUAUAGCGAUCAAGCUUGCAAUUGGACGUCAUUCGAGGAUUUUGUUCCUGCAAUGAUUAGAUUUCUGAAAGAUGCACAUGAUUUAAAUGAUCUAAAUUCCCAAAAACUGGGAUGUCUAUCAUUAUCAACUGUUCUGCAGAAAUGCAGGAGCAGUUUGGCAUAUUUGAAUGACGACACUUUUGCACUUCUGGUAUCAUUUCUUGGAACGGAUGUUUCCAAAGAAGCCCUUUCUGUAUUGAAGGUGUUGUCCUGCCAUCAAUAUUGUCAACAAAAAAUUAUGGCUUCGGAUGCUCUGACUCCCAUUUUAAAGAUGCUUGAUGACCAGAACAGAGAAUUGCACGAACCAGCCAUCAAAAUAUUAUGUAACUUGUCCGGAAACAGCAUAAUUGUUUCAUUCAUCACACUUUCAGAUGUCAUUCCGAAGUUGAUCCCUUUUCUAGAAGAUAAAGCUCUAGCAAGAGACACUCUUUAUUAUUUUGAAUAAUCUUUGCAUCACUGAAGUUGCUACAGCUUCCGUAGCUGAGACAGAUGGAUGCAUUCCUUCAAUUGUGAAGCUACUCGACAGUGAUAGUCUCGAGGAUCAGGAGCAUGCAGUGUCUCUCCUUCUUUCAUUGUGCUCUCAAUGCAUUCAGUACUGUCGGCUUGUCAUCCACACGGAUGGACGAGUCUUUUCUGAUCUUGCCAAUAUAUAUGCCAACGGAAGUAGCAACGGGAAGGUAAUGGCUUUGAAGUUACUGAGACUGUUUAAUAAUAAUGGAGAAUCUUCAGUUGCAGAUGUUGACAUUUCUAAAGGCUCUACCGUUGACUAUACUCAGCGAAAAUCGAGUUCAAAGGUACCAGGAUUACUCCGGAAGUUAUUUUCGAAACAAGGUUCUGUUGCUAAAAGUAAAAAAUAGAUGCUUGAAACUCUCUCUAGUGUGCUGAUUUCUUGUAAAUAAACGUGUAAAGGAUUGCAUUGGAAGAUACUAUAAUACAAUUUUUUUUUACUUUAGAUUUUUUUCAAAAACUAAAGUUAACCACACA